CCCGCCUCUGCUCCUGCCGCGUGGGUGCCAUGGCAACGGAGGGAGCCUGAGACCUGGGUUCCGGAAGCCGGAGAGCUGCAGCUCUGAAGCUAUUCUGGUCAAAGGAUGCUGAGUCCGGAGCGCCUAGCCCUGCCGGACUACGAGUAUCUGGCCCAGCGACAUGUCCUCACAUACAUGGAAGAUGCGGUAUGCCAGCUGCUAGAGAACAAGGAAGAUAUUAGCCAAUAUGGCAUUGCCAGGUUCUUCACUGAAUAUUUCAACAGUGUAUGUCAGGGAACUCACAUUCUCUUUCGGGAAUUCAGCUUCAUCCAAGCCACCCCUCACAAUAGGGCAUCAUUCUUACGGGCCUUUUGGAGAUGCUUCCGAACUGUGGGCAAAAAUGGUGAUCUGCUGACCAUGAAGGAAUAUCACUGCUUGCUGCAAUUGCUGUGCCCGGAUUUCCCGCUGGAGCUCACCCAGAAAGCGGCCAGGAUUGUGCUCAUGGAUGAUGCCAUGGACUGCUUGAUGUCUUUUUCAGAUUUCCUUCUUGCCUUCCAGAUCCAGUUUUACUACUCAGAAUUCCUGGAGAGCGUGGCUGCCAUCUACCAGGACCUGCUGUCAGGCAAGAACCCCAAUACGGUGAUUGUGCCCACGUCAUCCAGCGGGCAGCACCGCCAGCGGCCUGCCUUGGGCGAGGCCAGCACGUUGGAGGGUGUGGAGGCGUCGCUGUUCUGCCAGUGCCUGGAAAACUUGUGUGACCGGCACAAGUACAGCUGCCCACCCCCAGCACUUGUCAAAGAGGUCCUAAGCAACGUUCAGAGACUGACCUUCUAUGGAUUCCUCGUGGCUCUCUCAAAGCAUCAUGGGAUUAACCAAGCCCUAGGAGCUUUGCCUGACAAAGGGGACCUGAUGCACGACCCAGCUAUGGAUGCGGAGCUGGAACGCCUGCUGGCGCAGAUCCCAGGCCUGGUCAACCCGGUCACUGCCGGUCCAGAGGCCAGCUGCCUGCCUUCCCGGCCCCCUCCCCGGGUUGGCUCCCCCUGGAGACCCCUCCAUCAUGCCCGCAAGGUGGAUGCAGAGAGCGAUGGCUCCACUGAAGAGACAGAUGAGUCUGAGACUUGAGGAAUCUGAAGGGUCUUGUCUCCCAAGCCCAGCACCCUGCUCCCCCAACAGCCCUUGGAACGCCCGCAGCCUUCUCUCCUAGCCCUGUACCAUGCUGCCCUCUGCUGGUCAAAGGCUAAGUAAUGGCCCCAGCCCAGGGACCGGCCAGAGGGGUUCUGAUCAUCAGCCAGGCUGAGCAGUGACCCUAAGUUAACAGGCUCCUCUCCCUGGCCCUGUCAGCCUUUCAUCAGGCCACAUGCUGACAGAAGAUUGAGCUGAGGCCAAUGGAAUGGUGACUUGGCCUUAGCCUUUUGAUGGUCAUCCCUGUGUAAGGGUCAUCUCCUCAGAGCAACUCCAAGGAGACCAUGCAGGACCUUGCAUGGUCAAGGGUGGCACCCAGUGAUGCAGAUAUUAGGAGGACACAGCAGUGGUGGCCUUCUUUUCUGCUGGAAUAAUAGCCACCAGCCGUAAGAUGGAGAAGGGUGGGCAAGACAAUUGCAAAAACUGUUUUCAGUUCGCCUCUGUGUCUAAUAGUUCAAUGUGUGAAAUGAAUAAAGUCCCUUGUGUCUGGUAA
This is a messenger RNA of Sus scrofa (pig), 1654 nucleotides long. RefSeq names its product centriolar satellite-associated tubulin polyglutamylase complex regulator 1 (gene CSTPP1). The record is from RefSeq and is a predicted model, not a curated record. NCBI's taxonomy places the organism in Eukaryota, Metazoa, Chordata, Mammalia, Artiodactyla, Suidae.